This is a messenger RNA of Cryptosporidium muris RN66, 6312 nucleotides long. RefSeq lists its product as uncharacterized. Bases 1 to 6312 code for a protein of 2103 amino acids. Gene Ontology annotation, molecular function: histone binding; nucleosome binding. Gene Ontology annotation, cellular component: transcription elongation factor complex. The record is from RefSeq and is a predicted model, not a curated record. Lineage: Eukaryota; Apicomplexa; Conoidasida; Eucoccidiorida; Cryptosporidiidae. Gene Ontology annotation, biological process: transcription elongation-coupled chromatin remodeling; transcription elongation by RNA polymerase II; mRNA transcription by RNA polymerase II. The transcript has a single exon.
AUGGAGGAUAAAUAUAAAAAGAUUGAAAAUAAGAAUGUAUCUCCUAAUACUGUAGAGGAGAUAUAUAAGAAUUUGCAUGGUAAUAAUGUUUUAGAACCAUUUGUUACUGAUUUACAGGGAGAUACUACCCAGGAGCAUACAACUUUAAAUAAAGAACGAAAUUUGGAGGGAAGAGAAGAAGAUACUGAAACUUUGGAAAUGACUAAUAAACUUGAUUUAACAAGGAACGAAGAGGGGAAACCUAAAAGGAAGAAACGAAGGUAUAGUAAACAAAAUAUAAGUGGAGGCUCUUUACAGAGUUUACAACAUGCCACAGAAUUUAGGUCAGUAUCUGGUGAAUCUGAAUUAUCUGCUGAUUCAAGCGAAGGUGAAGAGGAUCUAGAUAGUCCAAAUAUCCAGGAUAAAUGGCAGAAAAAUAAAAGAAAAUUGCAAAGGAAGUCUGAAAGACAUCUAUAUAUUCAAGACGAAGCAGAAGAAGAUGAAGAGCUAAAUGAUGAAUCUAGAGUAUAUGACAACUCUUCAUCUGAAGAUGAUGAUGAAGAUGGAUAUGAUGAGCUGAAGGAUUUUAUAGUUGAUGAGAUAGAUGAGGAAAUAGAAGAACCUAUUUAUAAUGGAAAGCUCAUAGAGGGUGAGGAGCAAGAAGUACCAGGUGAAGAGGAAAGUGAGAGUUUAGACGAUGAUGAUGAUGAAAUUUUGCAGGGAGGGCUUGAAGAAGAUGACUUAGAUUUAAUUGAAGAGAAUACAGGGAUAAAAUUGAAGGCAGAUGGAGUCAAACAUCGUUUAAAGAAGCUGUCAGAAACUGUGAACUCUGGAAAUAAUUUAAUAAUGGGAGAAAAUAUAAAUGAUUUGGAACAACAACUAUUUCAUGAAGAUGAGGAUUAUGAUGGUUUUGAAAAGGAUGGACAGCAUGUAAACUUGAAGCAAUCUACAUAUGACUCCAGAGUCAAUUUAUAUGAUGGUGAUGAUGAAUAUGAUGAGUAUGAUGAAGACUCCUGGAUGGUGGAUGACAGUGGAGGACGAGUUAAUAUAUCUCAAGAUGAUUCUUAUAAUCUGAUACAGUCUGUAUUUGGUGAUUACCAGACAGUACUGAACAUUUUAAUGAAUAAAGUUGUGUAUAAUGACAAUUCAUCGUCUAGUUAUAACAAUACGAAACAGAGAGCGAGGUUAGAGACAAUUAGAGAAGAUUCAAUAAAUACGAAAGAAGAUGCCUUAGAAGAAGAGGGUGAAAUAGAGACAAUUCAGGACCAAAUGAAGAGAACAGUUUUAGAUAGUUUGCAAGAGACUGUUGAACCUGGAGAAUUACAAAGCCAAACUUUAACUGAAUUUGAUAGUGAAAUUAAACUAGUUGAUAUUCCAGAACGUCUGUAUUUAUUGUAUCACUAUCGUUGGAAAUCUAUGAAUGAUAAGAGAGUUGAAAAAGAUGAAUUAUUAGAAGAAUCUCAAUGGAUAGCAAACAAAUUUGUGAAUAUAUAUCGUGAUAUAUUUAAGGAAGAUAUAAUUAGAAGGAAUUAUAGCUUAAUAUUUAAGACAUCCUUCCCUUAUCAUGUUGGAAAUGUUGUACAGAAUGUAGCUAGUGCUAUUUACAAAGUACUAGAUUGGCUGUUAAAUGAUCGUUUAGAUCUCCCAUUUAUUUACCAACAUAGAAUCUAUUUGGUUCAACCUCCACUAAAUGAAUUUUUUAUUGGGAAGAUUAUUUUAUAUGAUUCUAUAUAUUACAAAAUUAAGACAUCGAUGAAUUCAUUACAUCUUAAUCUUUUAAGCUAUCAAAACAUCCUUAGUAAUAAGAAUAAGCAAGGUAGUGUAACUUUGCAUGAUGGUAAUAGUGAGGAUCAGGUAUCCAAUAACCUAGAUGACACUUUAACACUUGAUUUAUCUUUAUUUAAUGAUAUUCUAUCCAUAUGUAGAAAUUUUGACUCAUUUAAGGAUGUGGAUAAGAUUCGUAAUUAUAUAAUAUACCAUCUCGAUACUCCUAGAUGGAGGAGAUCAGUUGGGUUGGAUCCAAUUAAAUCACCUGAAGGUGAGUUAUUUUCAGGUUCAAACAAAAAGAGACGGAACUUCACAAUGGAACUCUUUCACCAAAUAGAGAAUGAUAGGAUAUAUGAGUGCUGGGGUCAAUAUAUCGUAUCUCCUCAAAUACUGUCGAUUUACAUGAAAAGUUUUGUGGCUCCUCAAUUUCGUUGUUCAGUACCUACAGGAAUAGCUUCAAAUGUAACUCUCCUUCCACCAGAUGGUCCUACUAUUGAAAAUACAAAGUCAGCUUUAUAUAAAUGGUUUGAUAAAUUCACAAAUUCUAAAAGUCCCUAUUUUAUUACUAGUGAAAAAAUGAUAGAAUCUUUAAUUAUAUACGAAGCUAAGAGAUUAGCAACUUACCCCUUAAUUCGAACGAAAAUUAAGGAAUUUUUCUUGGCAAAUAUAUGUGUAACAACUGUGACAACAGUGAAAGGUGAAAAGACUUUGAAUCCUUCAAAUCCUGGUUGGAUUGCUAAAAGGCUAUAUAGGCACCCAAUUAAUGCACUGUUAACAGGAACUUACUUACCAGUUGGUGAUAGAGGAUCUGGAUCUUCUAAGCUUUUAGAUGGAUGUUUAGCAUCUGAAAUUUUUGAAUUGGAGCGACUAGGGCUUAUUGAUAUUGUUAUUCAUCCAUUGUGUAUAGAUGAUAAGGCCCCAUGGAGAGGGGAGGAUGGUGAGGACAAGAUGAAGGAGAGAUUUAUGCAUGAAGUCCCACUUCUUUCUGGUGAAAAUUAUUUAAUUCAAAGCAACUCGUCAAAGACACCUCUCCCAAGUCCAAUAUUAAGUAGGUUCGAACAGGAAUUUUGUUCUUUUAGAAGCAGUGAUAAUAUAGAUAAUAGAAUAAUUGGAACCUUAUUAGAUGAGCUGAAGUAUGGUUUUGUAAGUAUUUCAGGGAGUAUUUGGAGUAGAUUGAUUCAGAUUCCUAUAUUGCAUCGUUUAGUAGAAAAGGAGCUCUUCCCAGUAUUUAGACAACAUACAAUAGAACUCUUGAAGAGUAGAGCUGAUGAGUAUAUUGCUGAACUAUGUUACCAUAACUUAUCAAAGAGGCUGAACUUUAUAGCUCCAAGGCGUCCUGUAACAAUAAGUGAUCCUAAGAAGCAAGGGAAUUAUAAUGAUGACAAUGAUGAUGACGAUGAUGAUGAUGAUGAUGAUGAUGAUGAUGAUAAUAAUGAUGAUAAUAAUGACAAUAAUAAUAAUAAUAAUAAUAAUAAUAAUAAUAAUAAUAAUAAUAAUAAUAAUAAUAAUAAUAAUAAUGGUGAUAAAUACGAUCACAGUGAACUUUCUAAAGUAUCAAGAAUCCGUAGAAAAUAUAGAUUACAUGAAAAUGCUAUUCCUGAUACAUGGGGUUUAGAAGUUAUUUCCUGUGUUAUAGAUAAGGCUAAGAACGGUUACCGAACUUAUAUUGUGGUUCUAGAUAUACAUGGUGAGAUGAGAGAUUACCUAAUUUUAAAUUUCCUAUUUUCUGUACAAGGUCCUGGGAAAAGUACAUCUAGUUUGCUUAAUAAUAGAAAUUUUGAGGUAGGUGCAGACUUACAAAGGCGUGAAGAAGAAAUAAAGAAUCUGGUUGAGUUUACAAAAAUAUAUUACCCACACUAUAUAGGUAUUGGAUUAUCUGAUAAGAGAGCUUUGGAGUUGAGCAAUAUUUGGAAUAAUGAGAUAUUAACCAAAAUAAGUAGAUAUCAGAAACGAAGUCAUGUUCCACAGGUUUUGAUGAUAUCUAUGGAUGUCCCUAGAGCCUUAACUAAAAGUUCUAAAGGCAUCAAAUCUGAAUCAGGACCUGGAAAUAAGAAUAAAGAUGAAUACCCAACAGCUUUACUGAUGGCUAUAUCAGUAGGAAGGUUAAUUCAAAAUCCACUUGCAGAGCAGUUGCAACUUUGGGACGAUUCAUGCAAUGAAGUUGAACAUGAGUUAGCUAGCACAUCUGAAUUAAAAGGUACUUCUACCUCUAUAGUGAACACAGGUGGGCUACAAAGUAGAUUUAAUAAUACUUUGAGCUUGAGGUUACAUCGUUUCCAAAAUAAAGUGGACAUAAAACUACUACAAUUUCACUUACUGUUGGCAAUAAGGUUGGCUGUAGCAAAUAUAGGUGUCCAAAUUAAUCGUAUUAAAGGUCACGAUCAUUUACAGUCGCCUUUGAAAUUUGUAGGUGGCUUUGGGAUUAGGAAAGCCAGGAUUUUAAUUCAUUAUCUAGAUUCAAAUUCAAGUAGUAUUACAAACAGGAUGCAACUUCAGCUAAAUGAUGAAGAUGAGACUUUUGACAGCAGAAACACAAAGCUAUUAGAUGAAUAUGAUAAUGAUUACCUGGAUAGAUCUCGCAGAUCAGUUGGUUGUCUAUCUCGCAAUGUACUGUUCAAUUCUCUAACAUUUCUAAGAAUAGAUGAUCAUGACUAUGGAUUUAAUGCAUUAAGAAAUUCUUCUGAUUCAAAUUUAGAACGUAAAUUAAGUAAUAAAUCAAGAAUUUCUAUAAAAGGUUAUGAAGAUCGAAACUUGCAAAAUAUGAAUAUCUUCGAUAUAAGUAGAUUGCAUGAAUUAGAAGAUAAGGAAUUAGUGACGACAAUUUUAGGCAAUAUUCAGGAUCAAAAUGAUUCUAAAACAAGAAAUGGAAAGGCUAGCUCAAGCGACCACUUAUUAUCUUGGGAUUGGAUUAGAGAGAGGAACUCGAAACUAGAAGUUUUAGAUAUGGAGGCAUAUGCGAAGUUGAUGUAUGAGAAUCAAGAUAAACCUAGGCUAUUACCUUAUCUAAAUAGAAUUCAAAAAGAGCUACAAAGACCAUAUGAUAUUACCUUGUAUACACGUGAGUUUAGAGGAGUUGAGAAGUACAGGCAACAUAGAGAAAUUAUGAAUAUUUCAGAUGAGGACUUAUAUGUUGGGUGUGAGAUUAGCUGUAGAGUUACAGGUAUAUUGCAUAAGGGUACAGGCUCACGUUUCAAUUCAUAUAAAUGUCCAGUAAUGUUUUGGCAUGAUCAGUACAACUUAAAAAUUGUCGUUGAAGACUUUGAUAUGUUUUGGAAUGAAAUAUUGGAUGAAAAUCCAAGUAUAAAAUUGGCAGCUUUAGAAUCUUUGUUUGUAAUAAAUAGCCCCAUUUUAGGAAUCGUCUCAAAUUUAGAUCAAAAUCAGCACUGUAUAUAUGUAGUUCUGUCUCAGAAGAAAAUUUGUGAUAUUUUGAAUUAUUCAUUAGAUCAAUUAUGGAGAAGUCAGCAAUAUUAUCAGGAUAAUGCAAAACAUUAUACUCAAAAUUCAUCAAGUUCAAUAUUCUCUCAGGACUCAUGUUCAUCUUUGUUAUGGUCAGAUAUUCGUCACUUUGCUUUCAUACUAUUUAAGAAAAAUUAUAAUCUUAUUUUUAAUAACUAUUCUAGAAAUGUAAGAAACUCUAAAUCUGUUAUUUAUAAAGGAGAUGCUCUGGAUAUAUAUGGAAGUUCUAAACUAAACACUUCCUCACAUGCAAUACAUAGAACUAUUCAUCAUCCAAAUUAUAGAAGUUGGAGUCACGAGAGAAUUAUUGAGUAUUUAGAAAAUGAAUCUAUUGUAAUGGGAGAAACUAUUAUAAGACCUUCUAAUACAGCAGUUGAUAAAUUGAACAUGUACAUAAAAGUUAGUGACAAACCAUUCAUGUGCAAGAUUACUACUAUUGAGGAGUAUAACCAAAGACUUCCAGGGGAAUUGGGGAGGAAACUUAAAAUUGAUAAUACUGAGUAUAAUGAUAUAGAUCAGAUUUUGAUACAAUAUGUUCAUCCACUGAAAAUACACUUAAAUGAUGUAUAUAACCACUCUAAGUAUAGGAGAAACAUGGAAUAUCAGAAUAUGGUAACAGAAUUACUCCUAGAAUCUACUCGUAGCGGAAAUUCAAUAGUUUGGGGUAUAGUAAUGGAUAAACAAAUUCCUUGUAGAUUUCAUUUGGUAUCAGUACCUCCAAAUAAUAGAGUAGGCCCUAGUGGAGCUAGAAUACACUUUGAAGACGGAAUAUACGUUAACAACAAGGGUUUUCAGUUAUGGAGGAAGACAGAAAGUACUUUAAGGAAGCUCUUAAACUGGUGGAAGACUGAUGGAUUUUUUAAAAGAAAUUUCUAUUUGGAAGAUUAUAAAAAAUAUAAACAAUUAAUGGUAAGGCAGAAACAAACCAAUGAGGAGUCAGUACCACAUUCCUAUCAAUACAGAACAAGUUAUAAUGGAAAUAACAUACAAUCUUCUGAGAAAUAUCACCACAUUUCUGAUAGGGAUAAUAGACCUAUUGAAAGAAGUAGCUAUAGUGAAAGAAGUAGUAGUUUUGGUGAUCGUGGAUAUAGAUAUACUGCAGGCAAAUGA